GAAAAUGAUGAGUUUGCGAGCGUGUGUGUUAAAGCGUUACAAGACCGGGGAAUAUAUACGUGUCCGCGUUCAUAAAAACUAAUAUCCCCUCCGUUACGUGUAUGUUCCGUGUGUGUCAAGUUCCGACGAAUUUCCCUCCUUCCCCUCCCCUUCACAUCUUUCGACAAAAUUUUAGCCAUCGUUAUUACGGCUACGCGACAUUGACGAAGUUUUUUGCGUGGGAAAUAUAUCUAUACGUUCACUUAUUAAGCAUAUAUAUCCAUAUAUAGUAGAGUUUAAGCGACCGUUUUAUGGAAAAAUAAAUAAAGUAUCGUGAAAAGUGUUAUAGUUUUUGGGGAAGAUGAGUGUCGACGCGUAUGGACCUAGCAGUCAAACUCUGACCUUCCUCGACACUGAGGAAACCGAUCUCAUCGGUGCGGAUACUCAAGGCAGCGAAUUCGACUUCACCGAUUUUACUUUACCUUCUCCCAGCCAAACUCAGGCUUCUCAACACGAUGCCGCACAGAGUCAACAAAGUCAACCUGUUCAGGUAAAUGGUACAAACGGUAGCUCAGCCUUGGACCUGAAAAUAUCAGGGGUGGGGCAGAGUUUUGCAGAGCUCCAGUUUGAGGAAGAGGAAGAAGAAGCUUAUUAUCAUCGUGAUUUGCCGGAACAUGCGUGUAAAUACUGUGGCAUACACGAGGCCUCGUGCGUCGUCAUGUGCAACAUUUGCCGUAAAUGGUUUUGCAACGGACGAGGGAAUACAUCAGGUUCCCAUAUUAUCAAUCAUCUGGUGCGAGCCAAGCACAAGGAGGUCACUCUUCACAGGGAUGGACCUCUGGGAGAAACAGUAUUGGAAUGUUAUUCCUGCGCGGUGAGAAACGUAUUCGUUCUUGGUUUCAUUCCUGCAAAAGCUGACUCCGUUGUUGUGUUAUUGUGUCGACAACCUUGCGCAGCACAGAGUUCUUUGAAGGAUAUGAACUGGGAUCAAGAACAGUGGAAACCCUUGAUAGAAGAUCGCAGUUUUCUCGCCUGGCUGGUGAAGAUUCCAUCGGAGCAAGAACAGCUACGAGCGCGUCAAAUAUCAGCUCAGCAGAUAAAUAAACUGGAGGAAUUGUGGCGUGACAAUGUGGAUGCGACGUUCCAAGAUCUCGAGAAGCCUGGAGUCGAUGAAGAACCUCAACAAGUUUUGUUGCGAUACGAGGAUGGUUAUCAGUACCAAAACAUAUUUGGUCCUCUCGUUAAACUCGAGGCCGAUUACGACAAACGUCUUAAAGCUUCGCAGACCCAAGAAAACAUCGAAGUACGUUGGGACGUUGGAUUGAACAAGAAAACAAUCGCAUAUUUCAUGCUCGCUAAAACUGACGGAGAUAUGAAAUUGAUGCACGGUGACGAAUUGAGACUUCGUUACAAUGGCGAACUGCACAAACCCUGGUUUGAACUUGGACAUGUCAUCAAAAUCCCGGACAACUAUGGCGAGGAAGUCGGCAUCGAAUUGAAAAACAAUUCAGGCGCCCCGACCGAAUGUGUUAGCAAUUUCGUCGUUGACUUUAUUUGGAAGAGCACCAGCUUUGAUCGGAUGCAAUCAGCGUUGCGAAAAUUUGCCGAAGACGGUACUUCGGUUUCUGCCUAUAUCUAUCAUCGCCUGUUGGGUCACGAAGUGGAGGAAGUGUUGUUCCGUUGUCAUUUGCCAAAGCACUUUAGCGCGCCGAAUUUACCAGAUUUGAACAGAUCGCAGGUAUACGCGGUGAAGCAUGCGGUUCAACGGCCAUUGUCAUUGAUCCAGGGUCCACCGGGAACGGGAAAAACGGUGACGAGUGCAACGAUAGUAUAUCAGUUGGUAAAGCAAAACGGUGGUCCGGUAUUGGUAUGCGCGCCGUCGAACACGGCGGUGGAUCAGCUAACGGAGAAGAUUCACAAGUCGAAUUUGAAGGUAGUUCGUCUUUGCGCAAAGUCUCGUGAGGCGAUAGAUUCGCCGGUGAGUUUUUUGGCCUUGCACAAUCAGAUAAAGAACAUGGAGACGAACACAGAAUUUCAAAAAUUGCAACAAUUGAAAGAUGAAACCGGGGAAUUGUCGAGCGUUGACGAAAAGCGUUAUCGAUUGUUAAAAAGAGCCGCGGAGAAAGAAUUGCUCGAAGCUGCGGACGUGAUAUGUUGCACUUGCGUUGGUGCGGGCGAUCCACGUCUGCACAAAUUGGCCUUCCACUCGAUUCUGAUAGACGAAAGUAUGCAAGCGACCGAGCCCGAAUGCAUGGUGCCAGUUGUAUUGGGCGCGAGACAAUUGAUUCUCGUCGGAGAUCAUUGCCAACUCGGACCUGUGGUAAUGUGCAAAAAAGCGGCUCGUGCUGGUCUCUCUCAAUCGCUCUUCGAAAGGCUCGUAGUCCUUGGAAUUCGCCCGUUUCGUCUCGAAGUCCAGUACCGCAUGCAUCCCGAUCUCUCGCGCUUCCCAUCGAACUUUUUCUACGAGGGAUCGUUGCAAAACGGAGUUUGUGCGGACGAGAGAAAACUGUUGAAGAUCGAUUUUCCAUGGCCGGCUACCGACAAGCCAAUGUUCUUCUACGUGACUCAGGGACAAGAAGAGAUCGCUGGAAGUGGCACGUCUUAUCUAAACCGCACAGAAGCCUCGAACGUGGAGAAAAUAACAACAAGAUUUUUGCGUUGCGGCGUUAAACCCGAACAAAUUGGUGUGAUAACGCCUUACGAAGGCCAACGCGCUUAUCUCGUUCAAUAUAUGCAGUACCAGGGCUCCUUACACUCAAAACUAUAUCAAGAAAUCGAAGUGGCCAGCGUGGACGCUUUCCAGGGACGCGAAAAAGACAUAAUAAUAAUGUCCUGUGUCCGUUCGAACGAGCAUCAAGGAAUCGGUUUUCUAAACGAUCCGCGACGCCUUAACGUCGCUCUGACACGUGCGAAAUACGGUAUUAUUAUCGUUGGUAAUCCAAAAGUACUUUCGAAACAACCACUCUGGAAUCAUCUGUUGAGUUUCUACAAAGAGCAAAAAGUUCUGGUCGAGGGGCCUCUCAAUAAUCUCAAGGAGUCGAUGAUACAAUUUGCGAAACCGAAAAAAUUGGUCAACGCUUCAAAUCCUGGUUCUCACUUCAUGACGACGUCGAUGUACGACGCCCGCGAAGCUUUGAUUCCAGGCUCAAUUUACGAUCGUUCCGGUUCCCAAUUGAACGGUAAUCAACAGCACAAUCCUUAUUAUCAAAGAAAUUUGCCGCUCGAUAUGUUCAGUCGUACGCACGAUACGAUCAGCUACAUAAGUCCAGAAAGGGCUCAAGCCGCUAUGAAUAACGUUCCGGUUCCCGUUGGUAUGUUCAUGAACAUGGCUCAUGUACCGCCCAGAUUUUAUAAUCAGCAUCAACAAGCAUUGCAGGCGCGACAGAAUCAGAGAAAUCGCCGAGGGGUCGCAACGACCAAAACCAAAAUGACACGUGGCCUUGGAAAAUUGAGCCAGAGCGAACAGAGCACUCAACCUUACAGUCAACCUGGCUUACCACUGACUCAGGGCACCACACAAGGCAUGUCUCAACCUGGUUUCAGUCUUUCUCAGCCUGGUUUGAGCCAGGCAGAAUUGUCUCAAGACUCGUUUGCCGUUGGUGAAUUCCAAUCACAAAUGGACGGUCUUUUGUCCCAAGACUCGACUUACCAGGGCGAUCGUAGUGGUUUCUAUCAGAGCGGACAGUCACAAGCCGGUGGACAAUUUUCCCAGCCUUACUGAGCAGCGCUUGAUUUGUCUUUCAUAACGGCUGUUAAAACGCAUUCGCCAUGCAAAAAAUAGCGUCGCGGGAGCGACUACACUACCGAGAGAGAGGCUCGUUCGAGACAAAACUUCUUCGACGGAUAAUAAAGUGAAAGUUUAAAAAAAAACCAUCAAACCGAGAAAAAAAAACAAACAACAUCGUGGAAAGUUUUUUUUUUAAUGCGACGGAGAUAAAUAACGUAUUAAAUGAAAAAAAAAAAAAAAAUAACGACCAACACCGACUACUUUAACAACAGCAAUGACGAGUAUAUCCACCAUCAAGGAAGAGGAUAAAGAAAGAGAGCGAGAGAGAGAGAGAGAGAAUAGAAGAAGCAUGUUGAAAAGACCAAAAAAAAUCAUUACCACUUGAUUGACGUUUGAGGAUUUUUUUUGUGGUCUCUUUCGACGAGGGUUCAAGAGAGCUUUUGUGUUUAUUUCCAAAAAAAAUCUGUACUGUCCAUGAAAACGAAUUGGAGGAUAGAUACGAGGCAGGGCUGCUCGCGGGAUGUUCCAUCGAUCGAUUCGCUCAGUCAACGAUGAUCCAGCGUGCGAUGAAUCAAAAAGGGAUUCCGUUAUUGCUGUACCAAUGCGAAACGCUCGAGAUCGGAAAUAUAACGGACAUUUCGGAAGAGGUGAAAAAGGAAAGAAAACGAGAACCACCAGUGUCUCAUUUCUGUUUUCGAUCUUGCGUUCCGAGCUCAAUGAUCUUGAGCUUUAUCGAGGGCUGUUGAGCUGAUAUCACGAAAAAAUGGACGCAAAAAAACAGAAUGAAAAUGCGACGAUUAUACGCGGAGAGACAUUUUAACGAGUGUUUAGUCAAGCUGGUCGAAUACACGGACAAGUUUAGAGUUGAGAAACGAAACAAAGAUUCGUAGAAUUUCUCGUCCCGAUCGACGAAAAGUCAUCUCUGAAGAGAGGAUUUUGUAAACGGAAGAAAAUCGAUAUGACUGGAUCGAGAGGCUCAAAGCGUCCGAGAAACGCGAUGAAAUUCUCAAUGGAAAAUCACCUCGAAAAUUUGAGGGGAAGAAAAGAAGGAGAGAAAUAAAGAGAACUCUCGUGCAGAGGCGGAAGAUUCGAGGGUAUGUGAUUCUUGGAUGGUGGAACCGUCUUUCGAUUUGAUCCUAAAACGGAAAAAAAGAACAAAGGGAAAAUCAUUUCCGAUGAUGAUAGCUUGGAGGAUCGAAUUUUCUUUUUUUAUUUUUCGUUUAUCGUUUCUUCGCUUGAGAAAAAGAAAAGAGCACAGACCUCGGAAGGAAUCUCCGUAAUUGAAAAAAAAAGAACGAAAUAAAGGAGUAAAUCGCGGCAGGGCCAACAACAAAAUGAAAAAUCGUCGUCGAACGGAGUGAGGCUGAACACAAAGUUUCUUCAUCGAAGCGUACAAAGGAUACACGUUGUUUUUUCCUUUCUCUUUGUUUACACACAACUCUUUUUGUUUCGUGUAUUACGGGCCCUUAAGCCCCGAGAACAUAAAAAACAAACAGAAAAAUUAUCCGGGAUUAUAUUCGAUUAUUUCAUAUAAUCAUGUUGAUUCGUUUAAUCAUCUUCACUUCUUUUUUCUUCCUCGUUUAUUUCGUUAUUUCUUUAAUUUCUUGUAACAAACAAAAAUAUAUGUAUGCAUAAGGUUAACGCAGUCCAAGGAAGGAGCAGGUGUGUGUGAGAGAGAGAGAGUUAAUAAAUCGUUUUCUUUACUCGUUGAUUUUGUCAAAUUAUUUUUGCGUAGUCAUCGAAGAAACUCGAUAAUAUCAAGAUACGAUUACAUUGUGUCAGCAGAGAAAAAUUUAUACUUAUGACAAACGUUUUUCGAUCCCAUACUACUUCGAGGUAAAUGAGUGUUUUUUUCACACUAUUUUCUUAUUCUCUUUACUCAUGGACUUCAGAAUAUAUUUUCGGUCCUAAAUUCAUUGAUAAAAAAAAUUACGUUUUCAUCCAUUGGUUCGUUACUGAUCGUAUACGAAUGUGUAUUUUUAUGGAAAUCUUAUUUUCGGUCAAUAAUCCCGUAAUAGAGCGCAACAUGAUUUGUAUGAUAGAUGAAUUACUACGCAAAGCGCGAGAAAUUCUUAUAUUUUUAUUUUCAUUCUCUCCUAACAACGCACCACCCAACUGCAGAUUGUAUUGCGAAAAAAAAAAAACAGAAAACAAUGUUUCACUGUAAAAUUCUUAUGGUACCCAAUAAAUGUGACAUGAACAAGGGAA
Venturia canescens is the source of this 5914-nucleotide messenger RNA. It is a transcript of the gene Upf1, whose product is annotated as Upf1 RNA helicase. Gene Ontology annotation, biological process: nuclear-transcribed mRNA catabolic process, nonsense-mediated decay. Bases 341 to 3700 code for a protein of 1119 amino acids. The record is from RefSeq and is a predicted model, not a curated record. Lineage: Eukaryota; Metazoa; Arthropoda; Insecta; Hymenoptera; Ichneumonidae. The transcript is spliced from 5 exons. Gene Ontology annotation, cellular component: cytoplasm. Gene Ontology annotation, molecular function: zinc ion binding; DNA binding; ATP binding.